AUGGCAUGGAGAGGACAUAUUUCAAAGAACAUAAAAGAGCUUUGGUUUUUGAUGUGUCAGACAUCACCUGCAAGCUCUUCUACAAUGGAAUUUGUUGAAAAGAAUUACAGCGAGCUAAAGACGUUGAACCCAAAAUUGCCAAUAUUGAUCCGUGAGUGCAGUGGAGUUGAACCCCAAUUAUGGGCAAGGUAUGAUAUCACACUAUCAUCUCUCUUAAUACCGCUUCAAAGACUUUUUUUUCAUUAUCAAAGAAACCCUCAAAUCUUUCAAAUGACUCUCAAUAGGUUGAUGUUUUUAGAAGUCAAGUCCAUGCUUUAA
Vicia villosa (hairy vetch) is the source of this 318-nucleotide messenger RNA. Its product is annotated as NADH dehydrogenase [ubiquinone] 1 alpha subcomplex subunit 2-like. The record is from RefSeq and is a predicted model, not a curated record. NCBI's taxonomy places the organism in Eukaryota, Viridiplantae, Streptophyta, Magnoliopsida, Fabales, Fabaceae. The transcript has 2 exons. The coding region runs from base 1 to 318 and encodes 105 amino acids.